Molecule: messenger RNA, 2601 nt
Organism: Sardina pilchardus (European sardine)
Lineage: Eukaryota; Metazoa; Chordata; Actinopteri; Clupeiformes; Clupeidae
Gene: otud5b
Product: OTU deubiquitinase 5b
Exons: 10
Coding region: 253-1905 (550 amino acids)
Biological process (GO): protein deubiquitination
Molecular function (GO): cysteine-type deubiquitinase activity
Source: RefSeq, a predicted model, not a curated record
UUUAACUGUCGUAAGUGGUUUGUUGAUGUUUGUGUCAAACUCUCGGACAUUCUGUUGGGGAAGAUCCGCGGAUAUUCGAGGGAUAUUCAUCAGACGACACUCUAUAACGAUAGUGACAGGCUCUUCAACGAGUGAGUUGUAGAGCGCAUGUCUCUAACUCGCUUGGCAAUACAUUUUCAAGAGCUGUUAGCCGUUAAUUAUUGUUCCGUAUGAACUAGCUCCUUAGCUAACGUUAGCUAACCACAGCUAGCUAUGACUAUUCUUCCAAAGAAGAAGCCUUCUUCGACCGGUGGAGUGACCGACCACUCCGAUGACCCCGACAGGCGCAGCACCACCGACCCGCACCCCCACGCGCACCAGCACGCCAACCGGACGGGCUCGAGACCGCGGGCCUCUCCGCCGCCGUGGCCGUACCAGGCCGCGCCUCACGCGUCAAGAGACGACAGGCGGACCGAGCCGACCUCCCGGCCCCAACAGGCCUCCCCGCAGCCGGUGGCGGCUGGCUCCUCGGUAGGUCCGUGCGAAAGCAGCACCGCCGCGGCAGUGACGUGCAUGGUCGGGACCCGCGGAGAGCUCGCUUGCGCCAACACAGUCGGUAGCUGCUGUUCAGGACCCGGUCUGAGCAAGAGGCGGCGGCAGACUGCAUGCUCCAGCAGCCUACCGGGAGGCGGUGGCGGGGGUCCCGGGACCGAGAGCGAGGAGGGGGCCGGUGGAAACAACAGCGAGGACGAGUACGAGAACGCGGCAUCUCAGCAGAGCGCGGACCCAGCGACAGUCGAGCAGCAGGAGCAGUGGUUUGAAAAGGCUCUGAAGAAGAAAGGCUUUGUCAUCAAGAAGAUGAAGGAAGAUGGGGCCUGUCUCUUCAGAGCAGUGGCUGACCAGGUGUAUGGGGACCAGGAUAUGCAUGAUGUGGUGCGGAAACACUGUAUGGACUACCUGGUGAAGAAUGAAGAGUACUUCUCCAGCUAUGUCACUGAGGACUUCACCACCUACAUCAACCGCAAGAGGAAGAGCAACUGCCAUGGCAACCACAUCGAGAUGCAGGCCAUGGCCGAGAUGUACAACCGCCCAGUGGAGGUGUACCAGUACAGCAUAGAGCCCAUCAACACAUUCCAUGGUAUCUACCAGAACAACGACGAACCAAUCCGAGUCAGUUACCAUGGCAACAUCCACUACAACUCAGUGGUGAACCCCAACAAGGCCACCAUCGGCGUGGGACUGGGCCUCCCAGCCUUCAAACCAGGGUUUGCGGACCAGUCUCUGAUGAAGAAUGCGAUCAAGACGUCGGAGGAGUCGUGGAUCGAGCAGCAGAUGCUGGAGGACAAGAAGAGGGCCACCGACUGGGAGGCCACCAACGAGGCCAUCGAGGAGCAGGUGGCCCGCGAGUCCUACCUGCAGUGGCUGCAGGACCAGGAGAAGCAGGGACGACAGCCCCGUAAGCCGAGUGCAGCGUGUAGCUCGGCGUCGGCCGCCUCCUGCAGUGCGUUCGAUGAUCGUGAUUGGUCCUCCUGCAGCGCGUUCGAUGAUCGUGAUUGGUCCUCCUGCCGCUCGCCACGCCACCGCAGCACCGCCCCCUCGCCAGAGCUGCCAGGCCCCGCCCUCACGGACGCCCCCGCCAAACCCCCCUCCCCCAAACCCCCCUCGCCCUGCGCACCAGGACCCAGCAGCCAGUUGUACAUGCCCCAGGAGCGCUCUUCCUCCUCCUCCUCCUCUUCAUCACGGGUGUCUCUCUAUCCCACACUGGACUACCGCACCAUCAUGCAGAUGUCCCCCACAGCCUUCGGGGUGUCUGACUGGGAGGAGGACGACAUCCUGGCGUCGGUGUUGGCUGUGUCCCAGCAGGAGUAUCUGGACAGCAUGAAGAGUGCAGCGCUACACACACACCCCUCCCCCGACACCAGCUGAUGACCUCACACACACACCCCUCCCCCGACACCAGCUGAUGACCUCACACACACACCCCUCCCCCGACACCAGCUGAUGACCUCACACACACACCCCUCCCCCGACACCAGCUGAUGACCUCACACACACACCCCGCCCCCGACACCAGCUGAUGACCUCACACACACACACCGCCCCCGACACCAGCUGAUGACCUCACACACACACCCCGCCCCCGACACCAGCUGAUGACCUCACUCCCCUCGCCCUGACCCAAGCCCCUGCCCCAGCCCCUCCUCCUUCUCCUCCCCGUCUCCUUCUCCUCUUCUUCCUCCCCCUCUUCUUCUCCUCCUCCUCUUCCUCCCCCUCUCCUCUGCUCUACUCACAGGCUCAUCAUCUUAUCACUCUUCUGUUGCUCUCCUCUUCUCCUCCUCACCUCUCCUCAUAAUCUCCUCCUCCUUUCCUCUCUGCUCCUCUUUCCUCUCCUCUGCCUCUUCUUCUCUUUUCUCCUCUUCUCUUCUCCUCCUCUCCUCUGCUCCUCUACUCUGAGUUCUGUUAUUGGCUCUAACUCUGAAUAAAGGACAGAAUCUGCUCCUCUUUCCUCUCCUCUUCUUCUCUUUUCUCCUCUCCUCCUCUCUCCUCCUCCUCUCCUCUUCAGACAGAAUCUGCUCAUUCAUGUCGCUCUUCACUAAUAUCAGAUUAAAUACCUUUACUCAA